AUGGGAAACUGCUUCAGCAAUAACAACGAUCCCGAAGCAACCAGAGCUCAUCAUGAAGUUGAGAGGGAGCUGAAAGCUCAUGCGAAGAAACAGCAGGUUCAGAUCAAGGUUCUACUUCUGGGGUCUGGCGACUCGGGCAAGUCAACAGUGCUCAAGCAAAUGCGAAUAAUCCAUAACGACAAAUUUACUCAACAAGAGGUCGAGCUGUAUCGUCAAUUGGUAUUUAACAAUAUCAUCCGGGGUGCGGUCAUGCUAGGCGAUGCGUUGACGCUGAUGCAAUUACAACUCUCGCGAGAGAAUGAGCGUUUUGUUGAAAAACUUCGCAGCACCAGUGACCUUCGAGAUGGGGAGGCGUAUCCUAUGGAGCUGCUGCAACCACUACAGGAUUUGUGGGGAGAUGCUGCCGCUCAGCAGGGGUGGUCUAGAGCCAAUGAAGUGGCGUUGCCUGAGAACCUUUAUUACUUUUUUGGAGACUUGCCUCGAGUAUUUCAACGUGACUAUAUCCCCACUACUCAGGACAUCAUCCGGUGUCGGGCUCAGACCACUGGUAUUACGGAAACGGUGUUUAAGCUACGAGGGCAAGAACUCCAUCUUAUUGAUGUCGGGGGUCAACGAUCGGAGCGCCGAAAGUGGAUACACUGCUUUCAGGAUGUGACAACUAUUCUGUUCUUGGUGUCGCUCAACGGAUAUGACCAGUGUUUGUUCGAAGACUCCAAUGCUAAUCGUAUGCAAGAUGCUAUGGCCAUUUGGGAUUCAAUUUGUGAUUCCGAAUACUUUAGAUCCACUAAUAUUAUACUAUUUUUGAACAAAAAUGACUUGUUUUCGGAGAAAGUCAAGAAGUCACCCAUACGACGAUACUUCCCUGAUUACGAAGGGCCGGAAGGCGAUGCUGGAGAAGGCCGCAUCUAUUUCCGAAGGCGAUUCUUGAAACUAAGUUCCAAGUCGGCGGCGCGAGAACCAACCUCUGGUAGACAUUCUCCGCCGCGAAAACGAGAGAUCUAUACACACUUCACAAAUGCGACCGAUACGGCGUUACUGCGGGUUGUUAUGGCUGCUGUUGAAGACGUACUUGUGGCUAUCAAACCACAAAUACUCGAUUUCACUUCAACCAAUUUCACUUCGUUGGAAACUAGCUUGAACAAUCUCAAUGAUCUUAUGGACGAACUCUCUUCGUCUCGAUAUGCAAAAAAAUUGACACGAAAUAAUGGAGUAGCGGAUACACUCGAUCGAGAAGGUGUGCGUCUGUGGAACGCCUCGAUCCUGCUUCGUGGCGUCCAGGAUCAGGUAGAAGCUGAAUCGAGAAAAAGGGCAUUUGCGAGCCUUCGACUAGCCGCCUUCCGACUUAUCGAAGCUGGUAGUGACGUGCCGCCCACCGUUGAAUCAUUGGUGCAUUUGCUACAGCUGGCGAGCAAGACCGCCACAGCGCUUUCAGAGUGCAACGAUGAUCGAGCACGAAGCAUAAUGAUCAGCGCAGCGGAUUAUGAGUCCCAACUCAAGAAUUUAAAAACGGAUGAUCGCGAUAUAUCCAAAAAAGAAUACGCCACUGCCCAAUACUACUGUGGGCGGAUGGAUGCGGCUUGGAAAGACGGCAAUGAAAGUGUAGGUUUCUUCAUGUUCGAACAAGCUACGGAUGAGCGUCGGUUAAGUACGAUGUCUAUCCCAGAGAUCGAAGAAAUCCUCGGUCGCGCUCUUGAAAUAGGAAAGGCAGCGCUGAGUAGAUCAUGGGAUAAGGAAACAGACACGGACGUGACAACUCCAGCAGCACAAAGCAUAUCAAGCACCGCGGACGUCAAAGCCGCAACUAUUGGAGUCAAGUGGUUCCAGAAAAUUCUUCAAGUGCUUGAGCGAGUUAAGCACAAUGAACGCUCAAGCUUACCGUCAUUGAGAGAAACUCUCCUACGCAGCCUUGCUCGCGCAUAUUUUGCAUCUUCAGGCGCUGUAGAAUCAAAUUUAGAGCGAGCAGAAGCCACAAUCGAAGAACUUAUCCAAGGAAAAGAUACUACGAAACUGGAUAUCAACUUACUCUGGAUGAAGCUAGCUGUGUUAAAAAGACGUGGAGCUGACAGCGUGCAGAUAUCAAAUGUGUUUAGUUUAAUAUUGGAUAAGUUGGAGUUUCAAGAGGGAAAUGUUAUGAGGCCAGUGAUGAAUCCAAUUAUUUUGUCGGCACCGCCAAUUGACACGCAUACACCCAGCUUUCUUCGCGAGGCGCAAACUAUGGUUAGCCUUAGCGUAAAUCUAGCUAUUGUCACAAUGCAGGAACUACUCGACAAGGCCCUUAGUUCACCGGAUGGGAAUGGAUACUCGUUCGUAGGCACCAUAACCAUGGCAUUGUUACUUCUCACCAAGUCACUGCAACAUUCUGAUGCCCACGGUGCCGCUGAGAAAGCGUGUCAAGACAUUGCAAGGAGGGUAGACUUCGUUAUGGAAAAGACCUCUGCUGCCGCGUGCCAGCUCGUGCUUUGGCGGAAUGGGGAAGCUAGUUACAAAGCGAAGAAAUGGAUGGAGGCAGCCGAUUGGUUUACUUUGAGUGCAUCUGCAGCAUUUCAAAGUAUGGCCAGUGCCCAAUCAAGGUCUAUCAGAAAAGCUGCACUGUGCUACAUACAACAGGGCGAGUAUAAUCAAGCAUCGAUACUGGUUUCUCGGUGCUCCCAGGACGAAUCGUUCCGUCAGGGCUCGAAGAGGAAGACCGUGGAGACCAUGCUGAGCACAUUGGACUUUGACCGCAAAAUGCUUCUACUAGCCAUCCAGUUGGCUCAUGAAACGAAGCAGAAAGCCCUUCUUUUGGCCGUCUUAGAGGCGAUGUACAAAACAAUGCAACGAGAACCACAUGUAGAUGCAGAGACCGAAGGCAUCACCUUAGUUAGGUGUAGUAUCCGGAUAAUACUCGAUCUACUAAAGGAGCCGCUAGCUGCAAUGACCCAACUGACCGAUUCACUGAAGACGAAUUUUCAAAGAGCACUGGACUUGGUUAAGCUAAUGGCUUCGAAGAACAACCUCGUUCUGAUUGCGAAAGAUCUGUCUUGGCUCUGGAGAACCGCGUACAACGCGGCGGUAACCGGCUGCCAGGACUGGGAAGAGCUGGUGGUUGCUGAGAUACUGGAUGUGUCUCGAGAGUUGAUGGAUGUGUAUUCGACUACUUUGGCCGCCUCACAGGACUCCGAGGUAAAACAAUGCAUACUGCUUUCGUCGUUUACAGCCACUUCGGGACGAUUAUUUGUUGCACGGCGUCUCGGGUCGACCUCACAGGCAAUUGAGCUAUACACGAGAUUAGCCAGAGAUAUUUCAGCUUUCCGGGAGCGUGUAAACGAAAGUCUGGCCGACGGAACAUUUGAUGGCAACGACAAACUGGACUAUAUGAUCAAUAUAUUCUUCACCUUCGAAAUUGAAGCACUUUGUCGUAUACAGGAAUGGCAAAGAAUCAGGGCGGUUGUUGAAGCGGCCACCGAGAUGGAAUGUAUAAUGUCUUCGACCCUAGAGGCAAUGGCUGAUUUGCUCUGGUCGGAAGAUGCAUGUCCAACUGAUGUGCUCUAUAGCGCUCUCGAGGCGAUGUUGCGUUCGUCCCUUAGGUCUAAAACCAUAUCCAUUGACAAGUUUUCUCGCUGGCUGCGUGCACUGUGUACAAUCCUUCUUUCCCGGAACAGGCAACAGGAUCGGGCUAGCGCUCUUAGCUUUAUUGAACAAGCAGCCGAAGUCAUCAAAGAUAAUAAAGAUGAGAGCGGCGAUCAGCAGGUGUAUGCGCAUGACGAGCGGGAAUGGCUUCUGCAUGUCACAUUCAACACUGGUGUUGAGCGAUUUACUGUUUCAGAUAUUGAGGAAGCGAAACGGUGGAUUGAGACGGCAACCAUGCUAGCCGGACUAGUCCAUAACAGUGGCACAGUGUUGGAGAAGAUCAAUGCUGUCUACCAGCAGGUCCUCGCCAAACAUGGGGCCCAAUUAAGCUGA
Molecule: messenger RNA, 3942 nt
Organism: Rhizoctonia solani
Lineage: Eukaryota; Fungi; Basidiomycota; Agaricomycetes; Cantharellales; Ceratobasidiaceae
Product: G-protein alpha subunit
Exons: 39
Coding region: 1-3942 (1313 amino acids)
Biological process (GO): G protein-coupled receptor signaling pathway; meiotic cell cycle
Cellular component (GO): heterotrimeric G-protein complex
Molecular function (GO): G protein-coupled receptor binding; GTPase activity; guanyl nucleotide binding
Source: RefSeq, a predicted model, not a curated record